Symbiodinium sp. CCMP2592 is the source of this 1524-nucleotide messenger RNA. The record is from the annotation of a GenBank genome assembly. NCBI's taxonomy places the organism in Eukaryota, Dinophyceae, Suessiales, Symbiodiniaceae.
AUGGUGAGGUCUCUGGUCUUCUUGGCCUUCGCGUCCGCAAAGGGAUGGUGGUGGCAAGACUUCAAGGACUCCUUGAAGAAAGCGGGAAACGCGGUUGCAGACACCUUUGAAGAGAUUGGCGUGGCAGUGGGCAGCGCCGCCAGCAACGCAAUCAUCGUCGUGGAGAACCAGAUUGUGCAACCCGUAAAAGCCGCCAUCGAAGAUGUACCAGCUGAGGUUGUGAAUGUGGCAAACCAGAUCGGAACGACGGCCGUGCAAGUUGGCCAGUCGGUGGAGGACUUCGGCGAGGUCGUCGCAGAGACGGCCGUCACGCGGGAAGGAGAUAUCAGAAGCGAGGCAGAGGCCGCCGUUAACCAGGGCGUUUCGUUUGCCACCACCAUGGCGAACGAAAUCGGAAACAAGGCGACAAGCUUGGCCCAUAACUUGGGGGACGGCAUCAAGAAGUUGGGGCCGCUGGUUACAGGCUUCGCACAAGAUGUGUGGAACGCAAUCGAGGGCUUUCUCAGUUGUGUGGUCAACCAAAUCUCCUUGUGUGAGGUGUUGAUUGGUGACCAGUGUGACUGCAGCGCCGGAAGCUUUGUCACAGUCACCACCAAUGACUUCAGGGUGAAGUGUGUGUUGCAGCAAGCAUCCGAGUUCACGAGACUCUUCGAAACCCAAGCCUCCACGGGCCUGAUCACGAAGCUGAAGAACGGCAAGUUGAAGUUGCCUGGCCAGAAUGCAGACAAGAACAAGAAGGGCUCCGGAGUUCCACUGAGGAGCCGUGGCUCUUGCGACACCACCUUGGACAUGGCCUUCGAAGGAGCCGUGCAGUUCGAGCCAACCUUGGAGGUGAAGGUGGCUACCGAUGGUAGUACAGAGUACACCAUCAGCGGACUGGUGCGGGCGUCCUUCGAUGCCUUCGUCUCGGCGGAAGGCAGCUGCGCCGUGAGGGCUGAGAGGAGAUUCCCCACCAAGCCCAAGAAGAAGGUCAUUUGCGGCUCGAACUUCUGCCUGGUGCUUCUGCUUCAGAUGCUUGCGGAGGUGGAGAUUCAAGGCUCCCUCACGGGAACCGUUGAUGCGGGAGCCGCUGUCGAUGUCCAGGUCCAGGGCACGGUUACGGUCAACCCCAACGGUCAAGCCAACGCAGAAUUCGAGACCCCGACGAUCUGGCACCAGGAAGGCUUCGCAAUUGGGGCGAGUGCCAGAGCGUCCGUGCGCAUUGGCACAGGGCCAGUCUUCACGGUUUGGCCUAUGCCUGGCGUGCCGGUUACCUUCAACCCUAUGUUCCAUGCUGAAGCAAAAGCUGAGGGCACGUUAAGCUUCCAAGCUCGCAGCUCACAAGUCCUGGACGGCGCGUCUUCUCAGCCGAACCAGGUCCAGAUGUGCGGAGCAGCCGCCAGAAGCCUAGAAUUUCUGCCCAGAUUGUGCUCCGAUAUUGAUUGUGCUGUUCAUACAUGCUGUCAUGAGCCUCCCAAUUUAUGUUUCAAAAGCCCCCCCCCCCACCCCCGCAACAACAUUUUUUCACUAUGCCCAAAACCAUAA